AUGGACAACUACCAGCACGUCAGGGCUCUGCACCACUCUCUCCCCGCCUUUUCCCCAAUAGUCCCCACCGCCCUCCUGCCUUUUGUCGCCGCCCUCUUUCUGCUUCCCACAUUCGCUCUUGCCUUUUACUUUUCAACUCUUCCAAAAGACAAGCUUGCCCUCCGGGAACCCCUCGUCGCCCUCGCAGCAAGCACCCUUGGCGGCUUUGGCAUCGUCGCCCUCUUCUGCUCCGUCGGCGUAUACGUGUAA
Messenger RNA from Psilocybe cubensis, 249 nucleotides. RefSeq lists its product as uncharacterized. The record is from RefSeq and is a predicted model, not a curated record. Gene Ontology annotation, biological process: protein N-linked glycosylation. NCBI's taxonomy places the organism in Eukaryota, Fungi, Basidiomycota, Agaricomycetes, Agaricales, Agrocybaceae. Bases 1 to 249 code for a protein of 82 amino acids. The transcript has 3 exons.